AUGCGCAGUGCGGGGCAGCGCGGCGUUGACAGGGUGGGCGGAAAGCGGCGGGCGGGGGCAAGGGGCGGUGCUGACCUCCCGCUCCGCGGCCCGGUCAUGGCAGCUUGCGCCUUCCGGAGGAGCAUCGCCACCCAGCUCUCGAAAGUUUUGGAUCUACCACCGGAAAAUCUAAUAAAGUCCAUAUCUGCAGUUCCUGUCUCCAAAAAACGGCAUGUUGCUGAUUUCCAGCUUUCUAUUGCUUCUGUUCUAGAAAAUCAUUCUGGUGAUUGCUUAGCACAAGAUCUUCAGCUUCAAGCUCAGAAGCUAGCUGAGAAGCUAAAAUGUGAUGCUGUAGUGAGUGAAAUCAGCACUGGUCCAGGAACAGUGAACUUUACGAUAAACAGGGAAUUACUGGCAAAGACUGUGCUGCAGCAGGUGUUGAAAGAUGGCUCAGAAUACGGAAUAAAAAGUGAACUUUUCUCGCUGGUGCCUAGACAGAAGGCAGUGAUUGAGUUCAGCUCCCCUAACAUUGCCAAAAAGUUUCACAUAGGACACUUGCGUUCCACAAUAAUAGGGAAUUUUAUAGCAAAUCUCAAAGUUGCACUGGGACAUGAAGUAACAAGAAUAAAUUACCUUGGUGACUGGGGCAUGCAAUUUGGUUUACUGGGUGUUGGUUUCCAACAGUUUGGCGAUAAAGAAAAGCUAAAAUCCAGUCCUUUACAACACCUUUUCGAGGUUUAUGUGCAGAUUAACAAAGCAGCAGAAGAUGAAAACAUAAAAAAGCUGGCUGCAGAUUUCUUUAGAAAACUGGAGGAACAUGAUGAUCAGACGUUGUCACUUUGGAAACAAUUUAGAGGCUUCAGCAUUGAAGAAUACAUCCGAAUUUAUAAGCGUCUAGGAGUCCACUUUGAUGAGUAUUCUGGAGAAUCAUUUUAUCAAGAGAAAUCCCAGGAAGUUCUAAGGAUGUUGGAGGAUAAAGGACUCCUUCAGAAAACAAUAAAAGGGACAGGAGUUGUGGAUCUUUCAGAAAAGAAAGACCUCUCGUUGUAUUCCACAGUCAUGCGUAGUGAUGGGACAUCUCUUUAUAUAACAAGAGAUCUUGCUGCUGCCAUAGACCGAAUGAACAAGCAUAGCUGUGAUACUAUGAUUUAUGUGACAGAUAAAAGUCAAAGUACUCACUUUCAACAUUUGUUCCAAAUACUGAAGCUCAUGGGCUACGACUGGGCUGAAAGGUGCCAGCAUGUGUCCUUUGGACUAGUUCAAGGGAUGAAGACGCGGAGAGGAGAAGUUAUUUUCCUGGAAGAUGUUUUAGAUGAAGUUCGUUCGAGGAUGUUACAAAACAUGGCUUCUGCAAAAACAACCAAAGAGGUAGAAGACCCUAUGGAGACAGCAGAGAAGGUUGGUCUCGCUGCACUAAUAAUUCAGGACUUCCGAGGCCUUCUGUCAUCUGAUUAUCAGUUUAGCUGGGAUCGAGCUCUUCAAAGUCGUGGAGAUACAGGCGUAUUCUUGCAGUACACCCAUGCCAGACUCCACAGUUUAGAACAGAUGCAUGGGAAUGAGCAGCUAACUGACGUUAAUGCCUCGUGCUUGCAAGAGCCAGAUGCCAUGUCUGUUCUUCAGCAUCUUCUCAGGUAUGAUGAGGUCCUGUAUAGAUCUUCUCAGGAUCUGCAACCCAAGCACAUAGUCAGCUACCUCCUCACACUUUGCCAUCUUGCAGCUGUGGCGCAUAAAACCCUUCCCGUGAAAGGCAGCGCACCUGAACUUGCCCAGGCAAGGCUCUGUCUCUUUCGAGCUGCACGCUCUGUUCUAGCCAGCGGGAUGAAACUUCUUGGCAUUACCCCCGUAACGCGGAUGUAACAGCUGUAUGCGAUGUCAGAUCUCCUAGUAAAAAGACCAACUGCCAAAUCUGUCGAAUCCUGUUCCUCUGUUAUGCUGACCCGAUGACGAAGGAGAAGGUAGGUUUGCUGCUCAGCUGGUGGAACAGGAACCACGGCACUCCCUCAGCAGCCCCAUGCGGCAGGUGCUGCCUGGCAAUUUCAGAGCCACAACGCUGCUGAAGAGAGGUGGAGCGUCACAUCAGCGCAGGUAGCAGUGCCAGCCUCUGAAAUGGCUGACAGUGGCCCCUGCCACCAAAGCCUUGGCACUUUGGUGACGUGCUCCAUCCUACGUGCACAGAACAGCUGGCAAAAGGCACAGAGGAGCAUCCACUCCCACUGGAACCAAAUUUAAGCAGCUUGUUACUGCCGUAAUAUGCCCCAACCUGAAGUAAAAUCCAGCUAGGUAGCUCAGGUCUGAAGGAAUUUAAACGAGAUAGAUAUAAAUCUAAGUCAGAUUUUUGACUCCACUGUGGAUUUAAACAAAUGCCCCAAAGUCAGUUUUCCCUAAAUGCAGUUGCAUUUUCUGGAAGGGUUGAACUGAGCGAUGCCUCGGAGGCAGGGAGAGAAUGUUACAGUUGGCACUCUAAUUAAAUCGAAGCCUAACGUGCAUUACAGGAACUGUUCUCCAGCAUAAAAAGGUUUAGAGAAAAAGUGUAACGAUAAAUGUUCUCUGGUCCAACACUUUGAUUUGGCUUAUUCAUACCAAGCUGGAGAUACAAGUACAAAAUACCCGUCUCUCCCUGCACAAUUGGAAUUUGUUUAACAAAACCUGUAAAGGAAUAGGACAGCUCUCCACCAGCUACAGCAAGUAGAAAAUAAAAUUGAAAAGUAAAAGAAUCUACAACUUAACAGAAACACUAGUUUUUCAUUAUGAAUUUUUAACCCCAGCAGCAAGUGUUACUUCUAAUCGCUUCCAGGUAAAUGAUGCUUGAAGCGUACUUAUUACUGGUGGAGGUGUGGCUGACAAGUGAGACUUGAGUGCAUAGAGGAAAAAAAUACUGCUAAACCGUCACAAAAAGACUAGCAAAGUACUCUGUUCAUCUGAUCUGUAGUACUUGGAAGAGAAACUCUCCCCGUGGUUAAUCAAACUGCAAUUGCCAAGUGGUUUAAGAGAAAAUGCUGGCCGUAGUUGCCCUUUUUAAUAGAUUUUUUUGAAGCUUUGGGGCAUUUUUUGCCCUCAAAGGGCAAGACAGUUUAUCAAAUACACAAUAAGAACCACUUUCCCUCCAUUAUGUACAUUAUAUACAGUUGAGUGUUCAGUUCCUUCAUUCUCUUUUCCUUGUAAAUGGGACUCUUCAUUUUCCAUCACGACUGAGUAAUGCCUUCAGCGAAAUACCCAUCCAGCUCCUGGCAGUAACGGAGCCUCAGCAGCAACCUCAGGUAACUUCACGUGU
This is a messenger RNA of Cygnus olor (mute swan), 3250 nucleotides long. RefSeq names its product arginyl-tRNA synthetase 2, mitochondrial (gene RARS2). Bases 1 to 1836 code for a protein of 611 amino acids. The transcript has 21 exons. The record is from RefSeq and is a predicted model, not a curated record. Gene Ontology annotation, biological process: mitochondrial translation; arginyl-tRNA aminoacylation. Gene Ontology annotation, molecular function: ATP binding; arginine-tRNA ligase activity. Lineage: Eukaryota; Metazoa; Chordata; Aves; Anseriformes; Anatidae. Gene Ontology annotation, cellular component: cytoplasm; mitochondrion.